This is a messenger RNA of Scomber japonicus (chub mackerel), 1188 nucleotides long. RefSeq lists its product as uncharacterized. The record is from RefSeq and is a predicted model, not a curated record. Gene Ontology annotation, molecular function: zinc ion binding. Lineage: Eukaryota; Metazoa; Chordata; Actinopteri; Scombriformes; Scombridae. The transcript is spliced from 12 exons. The coding region runs from base 97 to 1131 and encodes 344 amino acids.
UGCUGACAAGUCUAAUGUAUCUUUACGUCGGUGUCUGAGUGUGAGACGCUGUCUUUGCAGUGUACUUUUAACGGGAGUACGGAACAUUAAGACAAGAUGAGUUACUGGGAGGAGACUCCAGAAAAUGAGAAACAUUACGAGUGGCAGCUGUUAAAUGGACAUCAGUGGACAUCGAUUAACAACGACCAUGUGAUUGAGACCCACUACUGCCAACCUGGAGCUAAAGGAAUCAAAAUCAACACUACCAAUGGGCAAGUGUUCAUAGACUUUGAUAAAAUGCAGACGCUGAAUGCAGCCCAAAAGGUUCAGAGACUAAGCUUUCUAGCUCCAGGCCAGACUGAGGACAUAGGAUGGUACUUCAGAGAUGACAAGCUGUGGCGUGAAUAUGGAUCCCAGGGCUUGGGUAAGCUGGCCUCCUCAGUCACCAGUAAAGAUGUGGAGUACCAGUUUUCUCUAAACCCUCGGGGAACCUUUAACUUCAUAGUGGGCUCUACAAGCUACAGACUUGACUUCUCCACCAUGACCCAAACAAACUGCAUCACAGGCCUACACAGGAAUGUCCGCAGACGUCCAAAAUUCACUUCCAAAACAGUGAGCCUUUCCUCCUCCAUAGUUAUUCCAACAGCUUCCUCCCCUCAGCUCACUGAUGGAGGCUAUAAGUGGGAGUACAUGGGAGAGGAGGGUCAAUGGACAGAGUAUCAAGCAUAUAUUUGUGCAUUUGACAGCGCUGAUAUUGAAGCACAAUACCAGCAGAACCCGCGUGCCCAGCUACCAUUCAGGAUCAAUAGAUUCACCUAUACACUGGAUUUUUCAAGAAUGUGUCAAAUCAACAACCAAAUCGGGACUACAAGAGCAGUGAGGAGGACUGCAGACUGUGGUAGUGAACAGAACGGCAGAUCAGGUACAUCGGCACGUUGGCAGUUCAAAGAUAUCAAUGGAAAAUGGAAAGAUUAUUCUAAUGGAAAAUGUAGUGUUUCCAGUCAGGAUAUUGAGCUCCACUACCAACAAUACCCGUCAGGCACUAUGAAAUUUACCACAAAGAGCUUUGGCUAUGAGCUUAACUUCUCAGCCAUGACUCAGAUGAACCUGUCCACUACAACCACCAGAUCAGUACGAAGACUUAACCAGUGACUGAGACUACGACAGAUAAUCAGAAAAAACAAUCAGGAAAGCAUCUGACCUCACUGC